Messenger RNA from Mercenaria mercenaria, 727 nucleotides. RefSeq lists its product as uncharacterized. The transcript is spliced from 2 exons. The coding region runs from base 86 to 451 and encodes 121 amino acids. NCBI's taxonomy places the organism in Eukaryota, Metazoa, Mollusca, Bivalvia, Venerida, Veneridae. The record is from RefSeq and is a predicted model, not a curated record.
UGAAAUUAGCUUCCCGGGAUGACAAUUACUGUUAUUAUAUAUAGGAAGACUACCAGUUGUUUCAUAUUUUAUAGCAUUUUGAAAUAUGGAAAUGUUGCAACUUACUGUGUUUGUGGUUCUUUUCGUAUGUCCGGUGUUUGGGAGGUCAUUUAUCAAGGACAUAGAACAACAACACAAAGAUGUUGCUAAUAGACAAAUUGUUCUGCAGCGUGCCAAGCGAGGAGAUGCCACCAGUCUGUCACGUGUCAAACGUACGGAUAUUUUUGAACUAGCUCUUGAACAGCAAAAUGCACCUGGAGGGUUUGACGAGGACAACACAGUGUCACGCCAGAGGCGAAGUGUACAAGAAGAACCGAUCAUUGAUUCAGGAAAUUUUAAGGAAAAUUCUGUAAUUCAACGCACGAUUCCCGCUGAUGAGACUGUGUUAUCACGAGUGAAAAGAAGAAACUAAACUAUAUUGUGACAUGUAAAAACGUAAAUGCAUAAACUGAACAUGAUUAUCUAUAUGUAUUUACUCUAAAAUGCACUUGAAAACUGCGGAUGAAGUGUUUAUCUUGCACUGAAGACUAAUGGUUAUAAACCAUUCAUGUAGGAGAAUUUUUUUCGGAGAGAAAUUCUUAGAAAAUGAGCUAAGAAUAUGUGUACAACGCUGUACAUAUUUGACUUACUGUUUGUAUGUUUGACAUAACUUGCAACACAUUUUAUCAAGUAUAUUACAUGUACUGUU